CUGCUCUCAACCCUGCGGCUGAAAGUUCGACGACACUCUGUUGGCAGAAUACUGACUGCUAGCCACCAAGAGGAGCUUACCUCCUGAAGCCUCUUCCCAACUACGCUGCCAUACAGGUGCUUGCACGGCUUCUGAAAUUACCUGGCACCAAGAAUGCGAUUAUGGGGUCUACAGAACCGACCGACUCGUCAUCGCACUUCAGUGUUAUUUCCACGCCGCCGUAUUCUCUCCGGCUUCUCGAAAUAUCCCGUGGAAACUUCGAAUAUCAGUUCAGCGUCGCCAGCUCAUCACAUUUCUACGCUGCACGGUCCAGAGACAGAUUUCUAGGGUCUUUGAACCUCGACGAUGAGCCGGAGCCAUCGUCGCUGCUCGAAAUCAUAUCUCGCUUCCUGAUAUUCAUCAUCCAACAUCAGGAGCUAUGGGUGGAAGCCCCUUCAACAGCACACGCAGAUUGCGUGGCCCUGAUCCUGAGCAAGCUUGAGUCGGACUUCCUUCGCGGCGUUGACGUACACGUUGUUGCCUCGCGCCUGCCUGGGGGCUCUUCACAACGGCAAUUUGUGGUCAAAGCGUAUUUCGAAGCAACGGCGUUCGUGAGGAACUUGAAGUCACCUGCGCUGCAGCAAGAUUCUGCACUCUUCAGCCAGAACUCCGAGACUGCCGCUGUCACAGUCUAUGCAAUUUUCGGCGGGCAAGGCAACACCAGCGACUACUUUUCAGACUUAUGCUCUCUCUACUCCACAUACACUGCAAUCGUGGAGCCAUUGGUCGCGGCAGCGAGCGUGACCCUGCACUCUUUACUGGCACAGUCGUCGGUCACCCAAUUGCGGCUGUUCUCACAAGGACUGGAUGUCUUGCUGUGGUUGCAACGGCCCGAAGCUACUCCUGUGCCGGAAUAUCUGCUUUCCGCGCCGGUGAGCUUUCCUCUCAUUGGAUUAGUCCAGCUCGCGAAUUAUGCGGUCAUAUGUCGUGUCCUUGGGAAGCUGCCCGGUCAGCUCAUUGAGAGAUUGUUGGGCAUGGCCGGCCACUCUCAAGGUGUGGUCGUCGCCGCAGCGCUUGCGACCGCGACGACGUGGGAGUCAUUUGACAACGCACUGACAAACGCAUUGACUUUGCUGUUUCACAUCGGAUCUGCUGCUCAGGAAGCCACUACUCACGUUGCUGUUCCGUCGAGUUUGUCAUCAGAGUCGGUGAACAAUGGUGAAGGAUUUCCAACCCCAAUGCUCAACGUUUCUGGGAGCCGAAGAUCUCAGCUACAAAAGUAUAUCGACGAGGUGAACAGCUAUCUAGAGCCGCACCAGCAGGUGGCCAUCGGCGUGAUCAAUGGUCCUACCAAUUUCGUCAUAUCAGGACCGGUUCUUUCGUUGUGCGCCUUGGCCGCACACUUGAGGAAAGUGAAAGCUCCGCCUGGCCUGGAACAAGCUAAGAUUGCAUACUCUUCGCGCAAGCCGGAGUUCAGCAUCAGGUUUCUACCUAUCACCGCGCCGUUCCACAGUUUGCACCUAGGAGAUGCUGUUACAAUCGCCACCAAAGAGCUCAGGAAUGUUGCUAUCAAGCCUUCGGAUCUCCAUACACCGGUCUAUCACAGUGAAACAGGUGAUGAUCUGCGGAAAAGCGGACUCGAGAAUAUCGUACCCGCACUGAUUCGUAUGAUACUCAUUGAGCAAGACGACUGGCCGCUAUCAACGAAGUGCCCCUCCGCUUCUCACGUUCUUGACUUUGGACCUGGUGGCACCUCAGGUGUUGGUGCCUUGCUACACCGUAACAAGGAAGGUACUGGGGUUCGAGUAAUACUUGCCAGUACCCUCGAAGGCAUUUCGUCAGAGCUUGGCUUUCGAUCAGAGAUCUUCCAGAAUGAUGCAGAAAGCAUCAUCUGGGGCGAGAAUUGGGCACAGGCAUACGCGCCUCGGUUGACAAAAUCCCACAAAGGGGAACUGCAGAUUGACAACGCCAUGACGAGGUUGCUGGGCGUCCCGCCGCUGAUGGUAGCUGGAAUGACCCCGACGACAGUAUCGUGGGAGUUUGUCAGUGCCAUUAUCAAGUCAGGGUAUCACGUCGAGUUGGCAGGCGGCGGCUACUACAAUGCCGAGCAGCUAACGACUGCCAUCAAGCAUCUGCAACAAAGUAUACCUUCGGGCAAGGGGAUCUGCAUCAAUGCCAUCUAUGCUAGCCCCAAGCAAGUAAAAUGGCAAAUACCUUUGAUACGGAAGUUGAGAUCCGAAGGCGUUCCGAUCGACGGCUUGACCUUCGGUGCCGGAGUUCCUUCGGUGGACGUUGCAAAAGAAUACAUCGAGUCGUUGAAUCUGCGCUAUAUGUGUUUCAAACCGGGCUCUUCCUAUGCCAUUGGGCAGGUGAUCGCCAUUGCAAGCAGCAACCCUUCCCAUCCAAUCCUGUUGCAAUGGACAGGGGGCCGAGGUGGAGGACAUCAUUCGUACGAGGACUUCCACGAUCCAAUAUUGAGAUUCUACGGACGCAUCAGGCGCUGUCCGAACAUUGUACUUUUGGCAGGUAGUGGAUUCGGUGGCGCCGAAGACACGUAUCCUUAUCUGUCGGGAUCUUGGUCUGUGGACCUGGGCUAUGCAGCAAUGCCGUUCGAUGGGUGUCUGUUCGGCAGUCGAAUGAUGGUUGCUAAAGAGGCUAAGACCAGUAGAGGUGCCAAGGAGGCGAUUGUUGCUGCUCCUGGUGUUAGCGAUCCCAUCAGCUGGGAGCAGAGUUACAACAAGCCCAUAGGUGGCAUUAUCACCGUCAAAUCCGAGAUGGGAGAGCCUAUACAUAAGCUGGCAACGCGGGGGGUCUUGUUGUGGCGGGAAAUGGAUGACAAGAUAUUCGCCAUCCAAGACAAAGCAAAGCGACUGGAAGAAUUGCAGAGAUUGAAGCCUUAUAUCGUCAAAGGAUUGAAUGACGACUUCCAAAAGGUAUGGUUCGGUCGAGAUGGUCAGGGCAAUGUUGUCGAUCUCGCAGACAUGACAUACGCUGAAGUCCUGAGGAGACUUAUCGAAUUGCUCUACGUGAGCUCGCAAUCAAGGUGGAUCGAUCCCAGCUACAUCAAGCUGACGGCAGACUUCGUGCGACGGAUGUUCUCCCGACUUCAGGACUUCAUGCCUCGAUUUGAGAAAGACUUCGGUUUGAGGAAUCCUUCGGAUGCAGUUCCGAAGAUUCUCCAGUCUUGCCCGAAGGCCGACAAGCAGGUCGUUACCUUCAACGAUGCGCGGUACUUCAUCCUUCUGUGCAAACGGCCGGGUCAAAAACCGCCAACCUUUGUCCCCGAUCUUGAUGAUGACUUCGAAUAUUGGUUCAAGAAGGAUUCCCUGUGGCAAUCGGAAGAUUUGACGGCGGUUGUCGGCCAAGACGCCCAGCGGACAUGUAUCUUACAGGGUCCUGUCGCCGCCCGCUAUUCGACCAUUCCCGAUGAGCCUGUUGGAGAUAUCCUCAGCAAGAUCAGCAAAGCACAUAUAAACCAGAUACUCAAGGACAGGUACCAUGACAAUGCAGACGAAGUGUCUCGGAUCAGCUCUCAUCUAAGCCGGACAACGACAAAGGACAGACACCUUCCACAUUGUCUGAUAAGCCGGACCGCAGACAAGACUCAUUACCGCAUUCCAAGCAACGUCCUCGAUGAUCAGCUCCCGAAUCUGGAUGACUGGCUUGAGCUGCUUGCGGGUCCAAGCGGAACCUGGCUGCAUGCUUUGCUGACGUCGAAAGAUGUGUUCCAAGGACGCAAGGUCAUCACAAACCCAAUGCAAAGGGUACUGUCACCCGUGCAUGGCAUGCAUGUCGAGGUAAGCGAUGCAAGCGACCCGGAGGAUAUUGUGGUCGCCGUUGUAGAAGGCGAGUCCGAACCAACAACAUCAGGCUCAUCCAGAUCGAGAUACUCGUUGGUCAUUCGCAAGGACGGUGAAAUUCUCGUCACCUUCUACACCGAUGAGACUGCGGAGAAGGUGAAUUUGCCACUGACAUUCAAUUUCACCCAUCGGCCAGACUUCGUCCUUCAUCCUAUCCACGAGGUCAUGGAAGGGCGAAACGACCGAUUACGCAAGUUCUACUACCGAUUGUGGUUUGGGUCAGACAGGCCACCUGUAGCAUCUCCAGCCAUGAUUAGACGGCCAACACGCUCGUGGGACCUCGCACUCCAAGCUGUCACCGGCAAACCCAGGCAGAAACAGCCACUGUCUCUUCAAACAAAGAUGCUACCGCGACUUCAUCCUGAGCCUGAAACACCCGUGGGCUUACAAGCAGAGGCAUUGAACACUUCGAGUCCCACACGCCUGGUAUUCAAAGGACGUGACAUUGAACUUAGCAGACCCAGCAUCCAAGACUUUGCCGACUCCAUUGAGCAGUCUAGCAACAUUAUCUCGGCAAGGUCGGACAAGAACAUGGCGUCUCUCGACUUUGCCAUUGUCGUUGGCUGGGAAGCGAUGAUGAAGGCAAUCUUCCCCCAAGCCAUCAAUGGUGAAUUCCUUAAUCUCGUGCACUUGUCCAACAAGUUCACAUUGCUCAACGACAGUGCUCCACUCUCAAGCUCCGACCACAUCACUAGCACUGCCGAGAUUCUGGCUAUCAGGAACGAGCCAGCCGGAAGAGUGGUCGAAGUGGCUGCGAUUAUUGAGCGCGAUGAGGCACAGGUAUUGGAACUUGUCUCCGAGUUCCUGUUUCGAGGGACCUAUACGGAUUUCAUUGUGUGCUUUGAGAAGAAGACCGAAACCAAGAUGUAUGUGGAGCUCGAUACACCGGCCAAGGUAUCGGUUCUGAAGAGUAAGAGUUGGAUCAACUUUACUCCUGCCGACGGCGAUAUCGAUCUUCUCGGGAUGAAACUCAUCUUCGAGCCUGCAAGCCUGUACAGGUUUGACUCUGCAAAGACGUACAGGAGUGUACGGACGUUUGGACAGGUGUUCCACCAACCUCGCGUGACCAAAGAACUUCGCGCAAUUGCGACGAUCGAAUACGAAGCCGGCAAAUGCUCCAAUAACCCUGUGAUGGAGUAUCUCCAGCGAAAUGGAUCCCCUUACGAAGUCGUCCAUAGCCUGGAGAAUCCCCAGCAGCUGGGAGAACAAGACUGGCUCCGAGUAACUGUGCCGGCCAGCAACCAAGCAUACGCGCGAGCUUCUGGAGACUUUAAUCCGAUUCACCUGUCCAGGCCGUUUGCCAAGUAUGCCAACCUUCCCGGAACCAUCACCCAUGGGAUGUACACGAGCGCAGCAGUACGCCAGUUGGUGGAGAAGGCCGCCGGACUGUCUGAAGAAGUACGGAUGCGGUCCUACAAGGCAUCAUUUGUGAGCAUGGUCCUUCCGGGGGACACGCUUGAGGUGAGCGCCAAUCAUGUGGCUAUGAAAGAUGGUCUGAGGGUGCUCUCAUUCCAAGCAGUUAACAUAAACACUGGAGAGAAAGUGCUCAUCGGCGAGGCCGAGGUCGAUCAACCUUUGACUGCUUAUGUCUUCACCGGGCAAGGAAGCCAAAAACCGGACAUGGGAAUGGAUCUGUAUGCCACAAGUGAAAUUGCGCGAGAGGUUUGGGAUACAGCCGACAGAUUCUUUGCUGAGAAUUAUGGUUUUUUGAUCAGCGAAAUUGUCAAGCACAAUCCUAAGGAACUCACGGUUCAUUUCGGCGGCCGUCGUGGUGUGAAAAUUCGGCAGACCUACAUCGACAUGACGGUGGAGACCAACAAAGUCGUCGAGAAAUUCUUCAAGACCAUUGACGAAACAACGACUUCAUACACCUUCCGCCACAAGCAAGGCCUGCUCUUCUCGACGGAAUUUGCGCAGCCAGCGCUGACCAUCAUGGAGCGGGCGCAGUUCUUGCACCUGCAAAGCAAGGGUUUGACCUCGGACAGGGCACUUUUCGCAGGCCACUCACUCGGCGAGUACACGGCCCUAAGCACCAUUGGCGAUAUCAUGCCUUUUGACAAGCUGCUGGCCAUUGUCUUUUAUCGCGGACUCACCAUGCAGUCCGCCGUGGCACGGGACGAGUCUGGCCGAUCGCGCUUCUCCAUGGUUGCGGUGAACCCGUCCCGCGUCAGCAGAGCCCUGAGCACGUCAGUGCUGCAGAGCAUUGUUCAAGCAAUCGCAGCUGCCACAGGGGAUCUGCUCGAAGUGGUCAACUACAACGUCGACGGCCAGCAAUAUGUGUGCGCCGGCACACUUACCUCCCUGGACUGUCUGACUGCGGUCACCAACCAUAUCGCAGGGAAGCCCAAGGACUUUGCUCUUGGUAGCCAGGCUCCCCGAGAGCAGAUCGAUGCGCUCGUCAAGACAUGUGCAGCUGCGUCGACGAAGAAGCCGUUCCCGAUCGAACUCAAGCGUGGGGUUGCGACGAUUCCGUUAGAGGGCAUCGACGUGCCGUUUCACUCGAGUUUCUUGCUCGCCAAGAUGCCGGCUUUUAGGAAGAUGCUGUUGCGGUCGAUUUCGGUCGAUGCGAUCGAUCCGCAACGGCUGGUGGGGAAGUACGUCAGCAAUGUGGUGGGAAAGCCAUUCGACAUUAGCUAUGAGGCCGUGCGGGAGGUGUACGAGACGACCAAUAGCUUCGUGUUGAGAGAUUUACUGGAAGAUAUGGAGGGUUACGCUUGAACUGUCGUCUGUGAUGAUGACACCUGCAAAAUUGGGGAAUUACUCGGGACAGCUGCUCGAGUACGGUGCAUCAGAUCGACCACUGCCCGGGCGACACUUAUCGCUUAUAAGCUUAAGGUUAGACCCCCAUUGGGCUACGGUCUCGAUGAUAUGGAUAGUGUUCAUG
Messenger RNA from Exophiala viscosa, 6723 nucleotides. RefSeq names its product fatty acid synthase subunit beta dehydratase. The transcript has 2 exons. The record is from RefSeq and is a predicted model, not a curated record. Gene Ontology annotation, molecular function: [acyl-carrier-protein] S-malonyltransferase activity; fatty acid synthase activity; [acyl-carrier-protein] S-acetyltransferase activity. Lineage: Eukaryota; Fungi; Ascomycota; Eurotiomycetes; Chaetothyriales; Herpotrichiellaceae. Gene Ontology annotation, cellular component: fatty acid synthase complex. Gene Ontology annotation, biological process: long-chain fatty acid biosynthetic process. The coding region runs from base 162 to 6557 and encodes 2131 amino acids.